UUAUACUAGUGUUUAUGUCACACUGUUUAUUAUGUAUUUUUUAAAAGUAGUGUGUUAAUCAUUUAAUUAAUUUGUGUGGUGCUUAUUGUUCAAAUACUGAAUCUCCUCUCGCAUUACUCAUUAUACUAUAUAUUAGUGUAUAGUAUUUAAACAAAGUGUAAAGUUUUGUUAACAGACAAAACACUAUGGAGUUCGAUUAUUUGGAAGAAAUGCCCGAAGACAAAAUGGACUAUUUUUGCGACAAAGUCCUGAAAAAGGAUUGGCCUAACAGUAUUAAUGUCUACUAUUUUAUCAAAACUGGGUUUAAAUGGAAUAACAAAAAUGCUGCUUCCACUUACAAACUGUAUUAUGUCCCCAACGACAUUGAUAAUGGUACAUUUCUCGGCAUCUACCACCAACCCGGAGGCAAGCAUCCAACUAUUUUUGUUCCGUACACGAGCCCCGGGAACGAGCAACAACUACAAACGGUAUUGCGCAACACUAAAGUCAUCAAUUGGCAAACUAAACCUUACUUUCAAGCCGUCUUGGAAAGGAUAACCGGCAUCGUGGAAUCGACAAUUCGAUUGAAAUGUUCAAACGAGUAUUCAUACGCACCGUGUAUAAUACACUGGAUGCCAGCAAACGAAGCAGCCAAUUUAGAACUAAAAGUUCCCGAAGACGUUAUUAUUGGUCCGCUCAACAAAGACCACGUGGAUUUCACUUAUUCACAUUGGACCCACGGCGACGUGUACUCGAAAUACGACGUUUGGGACACGAUUAACUUGAACUUCGGUUUGGGUGUUUUCGACCGGCAGAACAACGACUUGCUGGCGUGGGGAAUGUGCGGAAGUUACGGUGGCGUGACCACAGUGAUGGUGCUGCCCAAGUGCAGGAACAAUGGGUAUGGCGUUCUAAUUGCCAAAGCCGUUACCAAAGAAAUGGGCGAGAGAGGCAUUUCGCCACACGGGAUCAUAGACGAAGACAACGUCGCGUCUCUCAAAAUGGCCCGAAAAAUCGGUUACAGGAAAUCCGAACGAGUGGUGUUCUUCGAACCCCGGUAGCCCGAUUAGUAGUGACAAUCGGAUUAGUCUUGAAAUACUUUAAAUUGUCAAUUGUAUGCCAGCAAAAUUGCAGAAGAAAAGCAACGUAUUACACAUAACACGGAAUUGAAAUCCCAGUCUAACAAUAAUUAUAAUGCUAUGGUGGAACUAAAAUACAUUUAAAAAUAAGAUUUCA
Molecule: messenger RNA, 1215 nt
Organism: Adelges cooleyi (spruce gall adelgid)
Lineage: Eukaryota; Metazoa; Arthropoda; Insecta; Hemiptera; Adelgidae
Exons: 5
Coding region: 186-1040 (284 amino acids)
Molecular function (GO): acyltransferase activity, transferring groups other than amino-acyl groups
Source: RefSeq, a predicted model, not a curated record